This is a messenger RNA of Podarcis lilfordi (Lilford's wall lizard), 8692 nucleotides long. The record is from the annotation of a GenBank genome assembly. NCBI's taxonomy places the organism in Eukaryota, Metazoa, Chordata, Lepidosauria, Squamata, Lacertidae.
AUGACCAUCACAAGCCAGUUAUUAUGCAACCCCCUGAGGCUCCCAUAUGGACCUCCUGCCGGCAUUAGAAACAGCAGAACAGCAACCAGUUCCUUGAGAAAGAAAAGCUAUAGCAUCGAGCAGAGGCUGGAGGCACAAGACACUUUCUUUGACCAUUGCCGACUGCUGGAAAAACCUGCUUUAUCUCAAGGUACCUUGAAAGCAUGUGCAUAAUGUGGGCUGAAUCGUGCAUGUUUUUAGUGCUUACUACCCCCAAUCACCUGCUUGAGGGUGUGUGUGUGUGGGAAAUGGUAACUGAAUCUAACACUCUAUGCUAGAGCUUUCCAAACUGUGUGUUGUGACACACAAGUGUGUUGGCCGCAGGGUGUAGGUGUGUUGCGUGAAUGCUCCCCACGCUCUUCCCGGGGCUGGAAAGGGGUUAGUUUAACCUCUGGUUUGUCAGUAAAACUGAAUUGUUGUGUUGCGAAAUGAUGCAUGUCUGCAAAGUGUGUCGCCAACAUGAAAAGUUUAGAAAGCUCUGCUCUACGAUCUACUCCCAUACCCUGAUCAGCAGUGCUAGGCAUUGUCAGUUGCAGCCCAAGCUCCCGAAUCAAGUGUUCAACCUAGGGAAUCUCAAGUGCAAAGCUCCAUUUCCCCCUCUUACUAGGUCAGGGUAAAUAGAUUUUGGGGGUAAGUCAGUUUUGAUGAGAUUGGCACGGGGUUAAGAGUCAAGCUUCCUCUCACUGCAUUGCAGCCCCAAUCCAAUUCCAUACUUUUCUUUGGGUGCUCAUGAGGUGCAGUGAGGCUGUUAUCUCAGGCGGGAAUCUGGAAAGGUGUUGAUUAAAAAUGAGACUGCUCAUGGUAGACUUAGGAUCAUAGAACAGAGUUGGACCACAAGGGUCAUUUAGUCCAACUCCUGAACCUGCCUGAAGACUCAUAAAAACACAAGGGAAAAGGGACAAGGAGGGGAGAGGCCAGGGCAGGGAUCAAACUCAGGUACAGUGGUACCUCGGGUUACAUACGCUUCAGGUUACAUACGCUUCAGGUUACACACUCCGCAGCUCUCCUGCAGCAGCAGGAGGCCCCAUUAGCUAAAGUGGUGCUUCAGGUUAAGAACAGUUUCAGGUUAAGAAUGGAACGAAUUAAGUACUUAACCUGAGGUACCACUGUACCAGCUUUUAAACAGUUAUUCUUAUAAUGAACAGUUGGAAUUAGGAGGUACCUACGUAAUUUCUUCUGCUGAGGCAGACAAAUGAUAUCUUAUUAUUGUCAACAUAUGCAUUCUUAUGUAUACAGUGGUACCUCGGGUUACAUACGCUUCAGGUUACAUACACUUCAGGUUACAGACUCUGCUAAGCCAGAAAUAGUGCUUCAGGUUAAGAACUUUGCUUCAGGGUGAGAACAGAAAUCGUGCUCCGGCGGCGCAGCAGGAGGCCCCAUUAGCUAAAGUGGUGCUUCAGGUUAAGAACAGUUUCAGGUUAAGAAUGGAACGAAUUAAGUACUUAACCUGAGGUACCACUGUACUUUACCCUAUUAUGGCUGGAGAACCGUAUUGCAAAAUUCAGAGAGGAUCACAUUUCAAAGGACGGCUGUGUUUUGCUUCCGCAAAAAUGCAGAUUUGCAUAGCUGUCAACGUUUCCCUUUUUUAAAGGGAAAUUCCCUUAUUCUGAAUAGGAUUCCUCGCAAGAAAAGGGAAAAGUUGACAGCUAUGGAUUUGGUUGGUCUGCCUUUAAAUGUGAACUGAAUCGAAUUUACCCCCCAAUGCUACUUGAUCUGCUUAGUAAAAUCCAGCAGCAAUUUUUCACUCACCCAGGGUUGUGCUUCCACUGGGAAAUCAAGGCACAAUGGAGUCUGCAGAUAUGGUUUAUUCACACAUACAGUACCUGUGAUUCUAUGAUAUACACCUGAGUUUAUGGAGAGUUCUGCCCACUUCCUGCUCCUUCCUGUGUUGUAAAAAGGCACCCUCUCUUCCCGUGGUGACAUCGUGGCCCCUGUUACCCUGGCAGCUUCUCCCUCUGUGUCUGCCAGAACCUUCGACCUGGUUGAGGACUUCCAUCGAGCGGCUGGCUAUCAGCGCCAUCAUUUUGACCCACCGUCACCAGGAUGGCCUCAUGAGGAGGUUAGCUGGCGUUGCUCUCAGCCAAGUCCAGGAAUCUGUGAGUUUGCUCAAAUGCUGACCCUCCCCGAAGGCAGAAGGCAUUAUGGGGAGUCUGACUGGCCUGCCAAAUUAAUAACAAUACGAAAUGUAGCUUGACUUACAUGCCACUUACUCAGCAAUGGGCCACAGUACACAGUGCACUUGCUAGCAGCUCAGAGGAAGCCACCUGUGAACAAACUCUCACCCGUCACAUUCCCUCACCCUGCCUUUCUUCAGUUGGAGGCAAAAGGUGCCAGGGAAACCUGUGACACCCAUAUCUGAUAAGCAGCAGCCUAUCAUGUAAGAGGAGGGGAACAUUUAAUCACAUUGAAGUUUAACUUUUAUAGGCUAAGGUUCAAAGGGUGGUGCAUUUUAUGCAUCUAUCAGGAAUGUGGAAAUGAGAGGAAUUUGAAAGUGCCCUUCUCAAACAAAAUUGCCCCUUGCUUCCUCCAUAGACUUAUUUUGAAACAGAGGGAGAGUUCUUUUAAAGGGUGCAAAAUGUGUCUGGGCCUUUGGCCUGCCUAACUAGAUUCUAGCUCAUGGGUAGGCAAACUAAGGCCCAGGGGCUGGAUCCGUCCCAAUCGCCUUCUCAAUCCGGCCUGCGGACGGUUCGGGAAUCAGCAUGUUUUUACACGAUUAGAACGUGUGCUUUUAAUUAAAAUGCAUCUCUGGGUUGUUUGUGGGGCAAAGGAAUUCAUUCACCCUCCCCCAUAUAGUCCGGCCCCCCACAAGGUCUGAGGGACAGUGGACCGGCCCCCUGCUGAAAAAGUUUGCUGACCCCUGUUCUAGUCAUAGGCUUUAUCCACAAUAACUGUUUCAAGCUCACACUCAGCAACACCCCAAGAAUUCUGGGAAAUGUAGUCUGUUAAGGGUGCUGGGAAUGGUAGCUCCAUGAGGGGGGUAAACUACAGUUCCCAGGAUUCUUUGGGGGGGGUACUUUAAAUGUGCUUGAGAGGUAUGGUGUUCACAGCCAUAGACCGUAUUUGAAAUACCACAUGCUGCUAAUACUUUCAGAAAAUAAACCCUCCCACAGGGAGAACGGGUAGUAUAAAAGACCUUUGACCUGUGAAAGUUGGGCUCAGGUGAUGAAACAGUGUCAGGGUACCACUUUAGAUUGGAGGUGCGAAGAGUCCCAUACGUUGGUGCUGACCUUUAAAGCCCUAAAAGGCUUUUUUAAUUAUUAUUAUUUAAAAUGUGUCCACAAGCCCAGAAAGGUUGGUGGUAUCUGCCUUAAGUGAAUUCAACUUUCCUUUUUACAUUAUAAUCCUGCAUUUAAUAUAUUCUUCUUCUUUUUAGAUGCCAGGCUUUUCGAAGCUGGUGGGUUAAGUAAUUUUAAUGAUGUUGUUACUUAUGGAAUUUAUGAAAAUUAUUAAUGUUUCUGUUUAUUGUGUACAGUACUAUCUAUUACCCUAGAUUUGUAAACCACCCUGUGACCAUUUUUGGUGAGAUAUAGAUUCCCCAAUAAAUAAAGAUGCCAUAGCUCUUUAGAAAUUGUAUGGAUUUUGAAUUAUUGAUCUCAGCAGUUGAUUGGUCACAUGGAACUUUAGGUCAGACAUACAAAAUAUUAACAGAAUUGCUAUCAAGCAAGAUGGCAAGCAGAUUUGUCUAUUCAAAUACUGACAGACAAAUGGUAUUUGAUUUGGUAACUCUUAAAGGAACGUUCUGUACGGAUUUGACAGGAUGGUACCUGACUCCUGCCAGGUUGAGUAAAAUAUUUUUGAGGGCCAGUGACCCAUGAUGGAGAUGUGGAACUUCUGAUGUAAACAUGUUUCACGUCAUGUGGGCAUACUGAGCAAUCAGAUUUUGGGAAUUUGUGCCGACAGAAAUAACAAGCAUCCUGGGCUAUCAUUUUCCAAAAGAUCCUGUUGUAAUUAUAAUUGGACAGAGUAAGGAUAUUAAAGCAGAAGAGGAUUGGCAAAUGACUUUCAGCUAUUAAUAGCGGCCAAAACAGUCAUCUGUCAGAGACAGAAAACUCCCAUAUCAUUAUCUCUAGGUGCCUCGGGAGCUAAAGUUUGGGAAGGUGCUUACAUGAUGAAAUUUGCUAACUUCUAGGAAAGGGCAGACAAGGCAGUUGGAAAGGGGAGACAAAAAGACAGCGAAUUCAUUGCAAAAAGGAUUUUAUUUAUUUUUAAUUAAGUACAAGAUAAAAGAAUUCCCAUUUUUUUAUUUUGAGACAUAUAAAAGGUCGUAGUACAAUUUGUAAAAUAUAGGCAACUUCGUUCUUAUAAGAGUGGUCUAUAAAUUUUGAGGACAAACCUAGACAGCAUCUUAAAAAGUAGAGACAUCACCUUGCCAACAAAGGUCCGUAUAGUUAAAGCUAUGGUUUUCCCAGUAGUGAUGUAUGGAAGUGAGAGCUGGACGCCUGAGAGCUGGAAGGCUGAUCGCCAAAGAAUUGAUGCUUUUGAAUUAUGGUGCUGGAGGAGACUCUUGAGAGUCCCAUAGACUGCAAGAAGAACAAACCUAUCCAUUCUUAAGGAAAUCAGCCCUGAGUACUCACUGGAAGGACAGAUCAUGAAGCUGAGGCUCCAAUACUUUGGCCACCUCAUGAGAAGAGAAGACUCCCUGGAAAAGACCCUGAUGUUGGGAAAGAUGGAGGCCACAAGGAGAAGGGGACGACAGAGGGUGAGAUGGUUGGACAGUGUUCUUGAAGCUACCAGCAUGAGUUUGACCAAACUGCGGGAGGCAGUGGAAGACAGGAGUGCCUGGCGUGCUAUGGUCCAUGGGGUCGCGAAGAGUCGGACACGACUAAACGACUAAACAACAACAUAAAUUUUAAGUAACAGAAACAUCAACGUAACAACCCUUUUCUUGAGGUUUUCUGUACCAGUGCACCAUAUUCUCUACAAACUAAGAUGAAGUAUUUGGUUGCUUCCAUAAAUUUAUAUGUGUAUACAAUCAUUCUAUCUAUGGAUUUAUUUGUAAUUAUUUUGCAAAAAUUUAAAGGAAAAGAACCCAAAAUAAUAAUAGUGUCCAGGAUCUUUCACACUAUACUUGUCCUGACUAAUGUAAGAUUGCUCCCCAGUUAAUACUGGGGCUCUUUUCAUCAGAUCAUUCUGAAUAUGGCAUCUCUGUUGAACAUGCAGAGUCGUGGAAGUGUACUCAGCUUUUAACAAGUUUUGACGCAUUGGGCAGGGAGGAAGCAGCUGCGGUCUUCAAAAGUUGUUGGGCUAGACCUGUCAUCACCCCUGACCAUUGGACAUGUUCCCUAAAGCUGACGGGAAUUGGAAAAUAAUAUAUACAGAAUGCCACAGGCGCCUCAGCCCUAACUUUAAGGAUCACCCAAUCAGGCUGGGAGAAAACAAACAAGUCUCCACACUGAUGUUUUAGAACAGGCAUCGGCAAACUCGGCCCUCCAGAUGUUUUGAUACUACAAUUCCCAUCGUCCCUGACCACUGGUCCUGUUUGCUAGGGAUGAUGGGAGUUGUAGUCCCAAAACAUCUGGAGGACCGAGUUUGCCUAUGCCUGUUUUAGAACCUGGCCCGGAUAGAAAAAUCUAAAGCACGAGCUGGGUCAAAGUGAAGCUGUAGCUUUGCCCAAGUGGAUUUUUCUGAACCACAAAAGAAACAUGGUCUGGGUGUUUGUUUCCUAUUCCUGAUAUCUCCUGCCCUGCACAGAGUUCCAGAAACCAGCUCUGAUCUGUGAUGGAACAUUGAUGGUCUCCUACAUGCCCAGAUGCUCCUCACCUAGCAUGGGUGAAUCAAACCCAGAAAUGACCAGACCAACAGCCAUUUAAGCCUGGAGAAGCUACAGGCCAGCUCUGCCCCUUCCAUUGCAAGGUUGUGAAUGUUCUGCCUACAUGUUUAUGCUCUUUGGCUAUUCAUUGCUUUUUCUCAAGUGAUCCAGCAGCAAAAGGGAAAACUACCUAUCUGUGACUGUACAGCAAAUGAUUAUGGAAAUAGGUUUGGAUAUCGCUGAAGAAAAUAGUUUUAUGGAGAGAAUUAAAUGACUAAUAAAAAUGAACUCUCGUACUCAAGUAUACUGGCUUGGGUCAAAAGAUGCCAUUGCCUAAGAGGAAAUGAAUAAAGGGGCUUCCUGAUGUUGUCUAUUUCCCAACUCCCACUGAAGUCGGCACCAAAUUCUAUGACAUUCCAUAUGGUCCCUGUGGCGUUUGCCUCCUAGGAUGGGUCAUAAGGAAAGGGUUAAAAUAGGUGUGAUGUGAUUGGCCAGUGAGAAUGCAAGGGGGGAAUAAAAGUUAGAGUGGGAGGUUUUGAAAGUCAGUUGAGAGUUGAGUUCAGUUGAGUUGAGGUUUGGGAGUUGAAGAAGGAAGAGGGAGGUUUAGGUGUGGGUUGGUAAAGUUGUAUUGUGAGAGAGUGAGAGGAAUUGUUAUGUGGAGUCAGAUAGAUAGUUGGGAAUAAUCAGUUUGGAGUUGUAGGAACUAAGAAUAAGAAACUGACAAGAGAAAAAUUAACUGAAACCAUAAGCUUGUUCCUGCAUUUAAAAAUAAACUUGAUCAUUUGUUUAUGUUAACAACUGACUGGACUCCGUGUGUCCCCGUGAGAUACAGGGUGGUGGCAGCGGAAAAAACAAUCGCAGUGGCAGCACAGGGUCAAUAGACCGUCAAACGUCCGGGGGCCCUGUGUGUGUGAUCGCCACAGUCCCCUAACCAGAGAGGCUCUUCAGUGGGUCCAAGAGGGUGUAGCAGACAGGUGGGAAGCAGGGAAGGGAUCCCAUAUCACUCAUAUCUCCACUGGGAGAAUCACACAAGGAGUGUUGGGGCAAUAAGAGAGAAAUCCUCAAUGCAAACAUAUUGAACACUUAAGCCUGUCCUUCAGGCACAGCAGUUUUGGGGCACCAGAUCUGCUCGUUCCGAGUGUGCAAGCCUCACACAGUUCACUGCACCAGGUAGCGACAAUGGAACCAUACAUGCCCCCAAACCUGAAAGGGAUGCUCAUGGCACCAUCGUAGGUUAUGCAAUCAGCAAAGGACAUUUCUUUCCUUUAUUUGACAGUAGCAUCAUAGAACUGAGUGGAGCCAAAGGGCAUAUACUCCAACCACUUUUCAUGAGACAGGAUAUUUUGUAUGCAAGAAACAGUUGAGAGAGUUGGGCAUGUUUAGCCUGGAAAAGAGGAGACUGAGAGGAGAUAUGGUAGCCAUCUUCAAGCAUCUAAAGGGCUCUCACAUGGAAGAUGGGGCAAGCUUGCUUUCUCUUGCUCCGGAGGCUAGGACCCAAACCAAUGCCUUCAAGUUACAAGGAAGGAGAUUGCAACUAAAUAUCAGGAAGAACUUUCUGGCAGUAAGAGCUGUUUGAAAGUGGAACAAACUUCACUGAGAGGUGGUGGACUCUCCUUCCUUGAAGAUUUUUAAGCAGAGGUUGGAUGGCCAGCUGUCAUGGGUGCUUAGUUUAUAAACCUGCAUUGAAGGAUCCCUUCAAACUCUAUGAUUCUAUGAUACUUCAGUAUUGACUAUUUUGACUGUCAGCAGUUUCUUCAGGGCCUCCCAGCCCUCUUACAUUCAUUUUGUUUUCUUUUUUAGAUGAGUGAAACAUCCUUCAUACAGACCACAUACUCUGCCACAAAGCUGCAGGUCCCAUUUUAUGUAUUGUAACAUGUGUGAAAUGUGGAAUUGGUUACAUGAAUGAUAUAUAACUGAUACAGUAAAUUGAAUUUUAAAAAUUUCUUCUUAGAUUUUUCCUUUCAUAUUCAUUGAUAUAUAGCAUAACGUAAAUAUAAUUCCUUUUCUUUAUUAUUAUUAUUAUUAUUAUUAUUAUUAUUAUUAUAGAAAAGCCAUAGAGGGAAUUGACAGUUUAAUUACAGAUAUGAACAAGUUAUAAACAGAACAGAUACUAUUUUCAUGACUUACAAGAAGGUAUCCACUUACAAGAUAGUUGAGUGCUUUCAUAUUUAGGGAUAUUUCCAUCUCAAGAUUUAUGUCUGACUAUCAUCAAUCACCACAUAAUUAUCUCCUUUGGCAACCUGCCGACAAAAUACAUUCAAUCCGCCGUGUUCCUCUCCCUGAAUUUCUGGAUAUUUCCAUUUUUCUAGAACAGGCAUAGGCAAACUCGGCCCUCCAGAUGUUUGGGGAGUACAACUCCCAUCAUCCCUGAGCACUGGUCCUGUUAGCUAGGGAUGAUGUGAGCUGUAGUCCCAAAACAUCUGGAGGGCCGAGUUUACCUAUGCCUGCUCUAGAACAUAUGUGCCACAAUAUUCAUGUACUUAAUCAGAAGUACUUACAGCAUCUUCUUUCAAUGCAUUGGCACUGUGCAGACUGGCUAGCAAAAGAUACCCAAAACCUGAUUGUCUCAGAUAUAUUAAUGAAAACCAUUCUAGUACCUCUUGCUUCCUUAAACUGCAACCUAUUCAAAGCUCCCAAUUUAGGGUUUUCAUGAGUGGGGAAAGGCAGGUAAAUGAAAUAGUAAGAACAUUUCCCCAAAAUUUCUCCAAAUGGUAAAGGAAUAUUAGAAUCUCCUCUCUACUUGUGUCAUUUGCUGGCGGUGUUCUGGUCAGAAUCCUGAGGGUCAGACAGAGACCUGGAGGGGCCACAUUUGACUCCACUUGGCCUGAGGAUCCCAGCUCCUGCCAGGGAGAUUUAAGCAAAAGCCAAGUGAUUUGAACUGAGGUAUUAAGCAGCCAAUUCAGG